Molecule: messenger RNA, 1575 nt
Organism: Pieris brassicae (large cabbage white)
Lineage: Eukaryota; Metazoa; Arthropoda; Insecta; Lepidoptera; Pieridae
Exons: 3
Coding region: 230-1453 (407 amino acids)
Source: RefSeq, a predicted model, not a curated record
UCUAGUCAGUAGCGAACAGCGAUACGUGGUUUGUGAACGAAUGAUGUACGCGCAAAUAACGAAUUAAUUCGAAUUUCAAAACGAAUUUGACAGUUUGUCAUCCCUCAUUCUUGACAUAAAUUUUUCCGUGGGUUGUGGCUUUCUUUAUUGAACCUGUGAAUUAGUGGAGUACGAAAUGAAUUUUUAUUAUUGUGAAGUGUUUUUAAGUGAAAUGUUGUCUUGAGGGGCAAUGCUUGUGGGAGAGCAGUCGCCGGCACCGCGGGUGGUGGCCGGUUUGCGAAAAUUACGACCAGAAUUGACACCAGGACCAAUACCUUCUCCGGCAGAUCCUAACCUUAGGAUAUCAGGUGUUCUAAGACAGUAUUACAAUGACGAUAACGUUUCCUGGGCCUGGGUUCGGUGUGCAGUACGUAGCGGGUGUCUGUUAGCCUGGAGAGAUGGUACUAUACCCAGGAGACCUGCCGCGAGGCUGCCCCUCAGACAUUUGCACCUUCGGUGUGCCCCAAAUCUGCUCAACGCCUUCCAGCUCUCUCGUCUUCGGGAUGACGCCACCGUCGCCACAUUUCAGGCUUGCAAUGCGACGGAAUACGCCCGAUGGGUGCGAGCGCUGUGCGUUGAAAUACUUGGACAGACGCCAUUACCCCAAGUUAGGUUUCUCGAUGUCUUGCCAGCGGCUGACACAAACCAUUCUUAUCGCAAACCAAAGACAACGCAGCAGGAAACGCCAACGUGUCCUCCCAGACCACCCCCCAGAGCAAGACGGAGAUUAAUAACUAUGUCCGAAACUCAUCUACCUCGAAGAGAUCAUUCACCUGCUGCGACGGAUGAGGGCAUCGUCGUAGAAGACGACGAUUACGACUCAUCGUCUGAUCGCAGCCUCGACCUAUCGCUAUCUGUUGAUGGACUGAAAACUAUAGAUGUCAUUGACGCACCACAAAAAACCGAAAUAAAAUGUGACAAUUGCAGUAAACUUAGCAAAAGUCCUCGUCACACACUUCCCAGAGCAAGGUCGACUGAUACAGAAUUAGGACGACACCGAUAUCUAAAACGCUGGGAGGGCACGACAGGUGGGGCAGAAAGGGGGAGGUAUGCCAUGGAAAUGGCUAGGCGGAAGACGGCAUCCCUAGAGAACCGUGCAAGAUCAUGCUCACCAAAUUCUCAUGAAGUAGUAUCAAAAUAUGUCCCGGUAAGAGAGAGGCGGGCGUUGUUCGAGUCAUUGUCACAGACUGGGGGCAGCUUGGCGCGGAGUAGUGAGCAGCUGGCUCGGCCAGUGGUUGUGACGGAGACUCCUCGGCGGGCGGCAUCAUUACACGACCUUCAGGCACCUCCGACGAGGUCAGUUAGCGACUUGAGGCAAUUCUUCGAGGCGGUGGCGCGCGGUGCGGGUUGCUCCGACGCGCGUUUUAGCGCCAAUCCCGUGCCGCGCGCCUUCGUAUCGCUCACGUGCGCUUGACCGAUUUUGUAAAUAUUGUAUAGACUCACGGUGUAGACCACCGCUGACAGAAGUCGUUUGUUUUAAGACUGUUAAAGUAUUGUUAAAGUACCUAAUAUAAAUAAAGAUGUAUUAUUAUUCUU